CACCUGUCGACUUUUUCCCAAUGCGAGAGGGCACCCUUCGGUUUGGCACAGCGUAAAUACAGAGACUCUGAUUACAAACUGGGCAGAUUGUUUGUUUUUUCCCUUUCUUUUUCAUUAUGAAAAGCCCCUACCGACCCUUCUUUCCUCAAAUAGUGACUUGUUUAAAUCACGGUGCCUUGCUCUAGAUUCUAGGGUUUCUUAAUCUUUUCUUGCUCAAACAAAUAUACACAGCAAAGGGGAGCGGUCCUCAUCUCUCUCUCUCUCUCCCGCUCCUCUAAUUUCUCACGUUCCACUCUCUUUUCGUGAUUUUUUAUUCUAACUCUCUCUCCCCCAACCCCCCCCUCUCUCACUCCCAAAUAUCCCCCAAAGAUCUCCUCUUUAUUUUCACAAUCACAACUUACUCUAAACCCCCCUUUUGCUAACAAAAAUUAAUCCCCCAAGAAUUCAAUUCCCCUCUGAUUUUCUCUCAAUUCCAUCCAAUGCAGCCUUCCAAUUCCACCGAAUCCAAUUCUAAGUCCACCGAUAACCCCGAAAACCCUAAAUCCCCAAAAUCCCCCUCCACCGAAUUCAAUGCUACCGCCACGACCGUUACCGCCACCAGUGACAGCAGUUUUGAAAAAAACAGUGAAAAUGUGGAUGAUGAAGUAGUUCUUGAUGUUAUAGGAAAAAGCCUGGAAUUUGAUUUAUUAGAAAAAGCUGACGAUUCAGUGGAGGGUUUGUAUUUGUAUAAAAAUGCGUUUAGUUUGGUGCCCAAGUCCGUGGGGGGUUUAAAGAAACUGAGGACGCUCAAGUUUUUCGGGAAUGAAGUGAAUUUGUUUCCAGCGGAGUUUGGGAACUUGGUGGGAUUGGAGUGCCUGCAAGUCAAAGUAUCGUCGCCGGGUUUGAAUGGGCUGAGUUUUAAUAAAUUGAAAGGUUUGAAAGAGCUUGAGCUUUCGAGAGUGCCUCCAAGACCUUCGGUUUUGACGAUUUUGAGUGAGAUUUCUGGGAUUAAGUGCUUGACAAAGCUCUCUGUUUGUCACUUCUCUGUAAGAUAUCUUCCUCCUGAAAUCGGCUGCUUAAGUAAUUUGGAGUUCUUGGAUCUUUCAUUCAACAAGAUUAAGAGUCUGCCAAAUGAAAUAACCUAUUUAAAUGCCUUGAUAUCAUUAAAAGUAUCUAAUAAUAAGUUAGUCGAACUACCCUCAAGUUUGUCCUCGUUGCAAUUACUGGAGAGCUUGGACCUCUCAAAUAACAGGCUGACAUCAUUGGGAUCUCUUGAACUUACUUCAAUGCAUAACCUCCAGCAUCUAAAUCUUCAGUACAAUAAGCUUCUUAGUUGUUGUCAAAUACCUUCAUGGAUAUGCUGCAAUUUGGAAGGAAAUGGCAAGGACUUGUCAAAUGAUGAGUUCAUUAGCUCAUCAGUCGAAAUGGAUGUAUACGAAACCUCCUUUCAGGAGGAUGACAGAAAGUUUUCUUGUAAUGAAUGCGAUGCAGGUUCCAAUCAUUCUAUGUCAAGCAUAGUGACUGGGCCUUCAUCAAACAGGUCAUUUGCAUCUCGGAGGUCUAGUAAGCGUUGGAAAAGACGCCAUUAUUUGCAGCAAAAAGCUCGUCAAGAACGAUUAAACAACAGUAGGAAGUGGAAAGGUGAGGGGUGUGCUGAAGCUUUGGCUCUAAAGGAAAGUGAAAGUUUCAAAUCGAACAAUCUAGAUGUCCUUACCCCUGAGGUGCAUGAAGGGGGCACAUCAGAUGUUGUAGGUGUGGAUGAUGACAAUGAAAAAGUUGAACUUUCUGUUGAAGCUGAAGGAGAAAAUCUGCAUACCAGUGUUGAAGAUGAUAAAAUCAGCUCAAAAAAAGUUUUUUCUGUGGAAAGCUGCUCAUGCGAUCUUGGGUCUAUAAAUAAAAGUGAGGAAGAAGUAUGUUGCGUGCAAGAUGAACCUUUAGCCUCUACACGGGAUGAAGCUGCUAGUCAGGAUGAAAGUUCAUCUUCAGAAAAAUCCAAAAUCACUUACAAGUCAAAAAGGCAUCAUGAUAGGGAUAUUGAUAAUCCAAAGCCAUGCAAAUGUCGGAGACCAACAGAAGAUAGCUCAAAUUUUUCCUGUAAAUAUAGUGAACUUUCAUUUUGCAGCAUUGAGGACCGACUACCAGAUGGCUUUUAUGAUGCAGGACGUGACCGACCUUUCAUGCCACUGAGGAGAUUUGAGCAAAUUUUGCCUCUUGACUCACGUGAGGUCAUUCUUUUGGACAGGGAGAAGGAUGAACAGUUGGAUGCAGUAGCUCUCUCUGCUCAAGCAUUGGUGUUUCGUUUCAAGAGAUCAAAUGGUUCUACCAAGGAAAGAAAUAAGGUUGCUGUUGAUAACUUGCAGAUUGCUUCAUUGCUUGCACUUUUUGUUUCUGAUCAUUUUGGGGGCAGUGAUAGAAGUGGUGCUGUUGAAAGGACUCGAAAAGCAGUGUCUGGUUCAAACUACAGGAAGCCUUUUGUUUGCACAUGCCCAACUGGAAACAAUGAAAGUAUUAGUUUAGCUGGUAAACAAGCUUUGGAAACUGUAGAAGAUAUUAUUUUCUCUGAUCUCUGUGAGAGAUCUUUGCGAUCUAUUAAAGCAAGACGAGGCUCCAUUGUGAUUCCUUUAGGGAGCUUGCAGUUUGGUGUUUGCAGACACAGAGCCUUGCUAAUGAAGUAUCUAUGUGACCGAAUGGAUCCUCCAGUACCUUGUGAACUUGUCAGGGGUUACUUGGACUUCAUGCCGCAUGCCUGGAAUGUCAUUCUCAGAAGGAGGGGUGAUUCAUUGGUCCGGAUGGUGGUGGAUGCAUGCCAUCCACAUGAUAUCAGAGAAGAGACAGAUCCAGAAUAUUUUUGCAGGUACAUUCCUCUUAGUCGGACUAAAGUUCCCCUUUCAACCGAGAGCGUUCCUGGUCCUGGUUGUUCAUUUCCUACCAUGUCAACUUCUGACAAGAUAGAAAAGGCGGGUUCCAGUACUCUUAUUCGGUGCAAAUUUGGAUCGGUUGAAGCUGCAGCAAAGGUGCGUACUUUAGAGGUAUGUGAGGCGUCAGCAGAUGAAAUUAGGAAUUUUGAGUAUAUUUGUCUCGGAGAAGUAAGAAUUUUAGGUGCUCUGCAACACUCUUGUAUAGUUGAAAUGUAUGGACACCAGCUAUCUUCAAAGUGGGUUCCAUCAGAAGAUGGAAAUCCAGAACGCCGCAUAUUACAGUCUGUAAUUCUUAUGGAGUAUGUUGAUGGGGGAUCUUUAAAGAAUUAUUUAGAAGAGGUAUCUAAAACUGGCGAGAAGCAUGUACCGGUGGAAAUAGCAUUGUGUAUAGCACGAGAUGUUGCAUGUGCAUUGGCAGAGAUUCACUCCAAAGACAUAAUUCAUCGUGACAUAAAAAGUGAAAACAUUUUGAUUGAUUUAGAUGAUACGAGAGCUGAUGGCAUGCCUGUAGUGAAGCUCUGUGAUUUUGACAGAGCCGUGCCACGCAAGUCUUUCUUGCAUACAUGUUGUAUUGCUCAUAGAGGGAUUGCACCUCCUGAUGUUUGUGUAGGAACGCCACGCUGGAUGGCACCUGAGGUUUUGCGUACAAUGGAUAAACGCAACACUUAUGGUCUGGAAGUGGACAUUUGGUCAUAUGGAUGCCUACUUCUGGAAUUGUUGACUUUACAGGUCCCGUAUGCUGGCUUACCUGAAUCGCGCAUACAUGAGCUUCUACAGCAGUCAGGUAAACGACCACCACUAACUGAUGAGCUGGAGGCUUUGGGGUCCAUGGACGAGCAUUUGGUUACUCAUUCUGGCUCAAAUCCGGAGGGACCUGAGGCUCAAUCAGAAACAUUGAGAUUCCUUGUUGAUUUAUUCUGUCGAUGCACCAAGGAAAAUCCAGCUGACCGUCCCACAGCUUCAGAUAUUUACAAACUGUUGCUUGCACGCACAAGCAUUCACUAGUUGAAGGAACAGUAUUAGAUUAAUCUUUGGGUAAUGAUUUGUAUUCCCAACCCAAAUUUUUGUAGCCCUAGGAUGUUGUGUUAAUAUAUUUAAUAUUUAUCAGUUCUAGAUCAUAUCUUUGGGUUUUUUCUAGCCCUGGGAUGUGGUGUUAUUAUGUUUUAAAAUUUAUCGGUUCUGGGAUCAAAUCUUUGGGCUUUUUCUAGAGUUAUGUACCAUCAUUGUAGUUGGAGAACUAGAAUUAGCAGCGCGUUCAACUUUCUUCAUGAGUAAUGUUAAGGAGAUAGGUGCAAAUUGGGCACA
This is a messenger RNA of Populus trichocarpa (black cottonwood), 4202 nucleotides long. RefSeq lists its product as uncharacterized. The record is from RefSeq and is a predicted model, not a curated record. Gene Ontology annotation, biological process: peptidyl-serine phosphorylation; peptidyl-threonine phosphorylation. NCBI's taxonomy places the organism in Eukaryota, Viridiplantae, Streptophyta, Magnoliopsida, Malpighiales, Salicaceae. Gene Ontology annotation, molecular function: protein serine/threonine kinase activity; ATP binding; protein binding. The transcript has 11 exons. Bases 480 to 3902 code for a protein of 1140 amino acids.